AAGGGACGUGGGGUUAGCGCUCCCUCUCGAUCCGGGAUAUGACAUCCUAACAAGGCUUGGCCAAUUGGCUGAAGUUGCUGUAAGUAGGCAAGAAGGGCACGAGAGGCCAACAUACCGAGAUACAAACAAGCAACUGUUCUAACAGAAGAGGAGGCAUCAUCUCGUAGUCUGCCCUAUGUUUAACACUAUGAGACGGGUUACGUAUUUCUUGUUAUAUAUUGGAUCCUGUGUUCUUCUGUGGCGGGUUUCUAUUGCCAGGGCAACGAAACUGUCGUAUGAUAAAAGUCUGUCUCGUACAUUAGAAGAUGCCCUGAUAUCUCCAUACCAUGAGGUGGGUAUUGUGUUACGUGACAUUGUCCCGCGACGGAGAUACGGAGAUAGUCAACUACUGCUAUCAGUGAGCUUUCCUGGAACACAGCAUAGUUUGUGCAUUCUGCUAGAACGAACAAAACACAGAGUUCUGUUAAUCACAAGGGAGUAUGGGCGACUCAGAAUACAAAACUUGCCUAUUAAAGGACUACACAAGAAAAGCUAUCAUAGACAUAUGGUUUUUUAUAUCUCACCUCCAAACUCUAAAGGUUUUUCACGAGUCCAACUAUACGUUGAUUGCGAAUUUCAAAAUCAACUUUUCAUGCCCCUUUCCAUGUUUGAGAUGUCGGCUCAAGUAAACCCAGCGAGAAUCCGGACGGAACGAUAUCACAAAAUAGAUGUUUCGAUAUACCACCACGUUACUCUACAGAGAGCGCUGGAGGAGGCUGGCUGUGAGCCUCAGAGGUCCAAGAUCGUUCAACCACCUAGCGAUCUUGUUCGUGAUGACGGAGGUCAAGAAAGCUUAGUAUUAUCUUUAAAGGAGUUAACAACAGCUGUUAAGGAACUACGAUUUUUACUGGAGUCUCAGACAUUGGAGACAAAAAUGCUACGAGAGUCGUUAGAAAAAUGUGAAAUUUGCAAAGUUCAAAACACCUGUCGAGACAAGCCUUGCUUUCCUGGCGUUCUGUGUGAAGAUACUCCACGGGGAUACCAGUGCGGUCCCUGUCCAAGAGGUUUCCAAGGCAACGGAACUAAAUGCAUCCCUCUAGUCACGUGCAGUGACAAGCCUUGUUUUCCAGGUUGGAGACCGAAAUAUGUUAGAUGUUACGACCGAGAGAAAAUUGGAUAUGAGUGCGGACCAUGCCCACCUGGGUUUACCGGGGAUGGAGUUAACUGUUCACCGUAUAACGCAUGUGAAGAAUCUCCAUGUUGGCCUGGUGUUCAGUGCACUACCACUGAUACCAGUACCGGGUUUCGAUGUGGACAAUGUCCUGUCGGUUUCUCUGGUAAUGGUACUAUAUGUGAAGACAUUGAUGAGUGCAGUUUGGUUCAGCCAUGUUACCCAAACGUCACCUGUACUAAUAAUGCUCCAGGGUUCCUCUGUGAUUCCUGCCCCCCUGGAUACACUGGCCAGAAGGUGGAAGGGGUAGGAUUGAAACAAGCUCGGAUGUUUCGACAGCAUUGUUUGGACAUCAACGAAUGUGAGGACGGAAAUAACGGCGGUUGUGUGGAACACUCCCUGUGUAUCAAUACUGAGGGCUCUUUCACGUGUGGAGAAUGUGUCGAUGGUUUUAUUGGCAACCAAACGUCUGGUUGUGUUUCUCAUCCCGGAAGAUGUCCAGAUGGAACAACUUGUGACUGGAAUGCGGUUUGCGAGUUGCAGCGUGGCUUAAACUCUUACUCUUGCAGGUGUCGGAUUGGCUGGGCAGGUGAUGGGAGGUUUUGUGGACCAGAUAAAGACCUGGACGGCUGGCCAGACACUAAUCUUCCAUGUCCAAAUCCUCACUGUAAAGCUGAUAACUGCCCUAAUACGCCCAACAGUGGCCAAGAAGAUGCCGACAGUGACACUAUAGGCGACGCCUGUGAUGAAGACGCAGACAAUGACGGUAUUAUUAACAAUCCGGACAACUGCCCUCUUGUGGCAAAUCCAGAACAAAGCGACACUGAUCCAGAUGGCGCUGACAGACUAGGUGAUGCCUGCGAUAAUUGUCCUACCGUUCCAAAUCCUGAUCAAACUGAUACCGAUGGUGACGGAAUAGGUGAUAUCUGUGAUGAAGAUGCAGAUAGUGAUGGUGUCUCCAAUUCCCUGGACAACUGCCCUUUCGUGGCUAACCACGACCAGAACGACACAGAUGGAGACAACAUUGGAAACGUUUGUGACAACUGCCCUUUUGUUAUCAACCCUCUGCAAAUUGACGCAGACAAGGAUCUCGUGGGAGAUGCAUGUGACAACAACAUUGAUAGAGAUUACGACGGGAUCCAAGACAACCUCGACAAUUGUCCAGAUGAUGCUAACAGUGACCAGCUGGACUCUGAUGAAGACGGACUUGGUGAUAGAUGUGAUUUUGACAAAGAUAAUGAUGGAGUUCCAGACAACCUUGACAACUGCGUGUUAGUUUACAACCCAGACCAGAGAGAUACGAACGGAACGGGUGUAGGUGACGCCUGCAAAAAUGAUUAUGACGGUGACAAAGUUCCAGAUCAUGAAGAUGUGUGUCCUGAUAACCGAAAGGUUUACGUCACUGACUUCCGGGCGUACUAUACUGUGGUGCUGGAUCCUGAGGGUGAUUCUCAGAUAGAUCCUCACUGGAUUAUUUAUAAUAAAGGAGCUGAGAUUGUACAAACAAUGAACAGUGAUCCAGGUCUGGCUGUUGGAUUCUACGCUUUUGGCGGUGUUGAUUUCGAAGGAACAUUUUAUGUCGAUAGUGAAAUUGAUGAUGACUACGUUGGAUUUAUAUUCAGUUACCAGGAUAAUGCUCAUUUUUACACUGUGAUGUGGAAGAAAAAUACUCAGACCUAUUGGCAAGCAACACCAUUUAGAGCCGUAGCAGACCCAGGCAUCCAACUAAAAGUAGUAAAGUCGCAGACAGGACCUGGCCAGCUCAUGAGAAAUUCUUUAUGGCACACAGGAGAUACGGAACAUCAGGUUCGACUUUUGUGGAAAGACCCGAGAAACGUGGGUUGGAAAGAAAAAGUUGCUUAUAGAUGGCUUUUGUUACAUCGACCAGACAUUGGACUAAUUAGACUUAGGGUAUUUGAAGGUGAGCAUAUGGUUGCAGACUCGGGGAAUAUAUUUGAUAAUACUCUGAAGGGAGGACGUCUUGGAGUUUUCUGUUUCUCCCAAGAAGGAAUUAUUUGGUCGGAUCUGAUCUACAGGUGUAACGAAGCUGUACCUCCUCCCGUCUAUGACGAGCUCCCACGGCGCUUGAAAAACAAAGUUGAAAUAGACACAUCAAGACCUAUAGAGAGAGGUUCAGGUUGAAAACCGUAGCACUUAACCAUCCUUCAGGCGUGUUAGGACAACUGUUCGAGAUACAGAAACUAUUACUCCUAAUGUAAAAAGAAGAGAUUUUCCUGUGCCUUUCUACUAACAAUGUUCAAUCUUAUCUUUCUUCUAAGUCAUUUUAUGUUCUUCCUCUAAGCUAAAAAAAGUACUAUAAGAAAUCUGACCUGUUCUGAUUAUUAUUUUAUUAUCGUACUAACUGGCUUAUUUUGAAACAUCUUCUCUACUAAAUAUGAAAUUUUACUAAAUCAAACUCAGUUUUAUUAUAUAUAUCUGUAUUCAUAACGAAACCCUACUACCAUUUUCUCUUUUUUUUUUUCGUAAUCAACUUUUGUAAUCAGCGGAUUAAAAGAAAACAUCUAUAUUAUAUUACCAUGUACACUGACAAAAAUGAAGCCAUUUGCUUACGCCCAUUAAUAUAUGUGUAGAUAGAAAUUCCCUUACUGUUAAAACAGGUUCGUUCUCGUGCUCGUCAAGAGCUUGUGUAUAUGAAACCUUUUUUGUUUGUUCUACUAGUCCUAGCUUUAUAUGGUUUUUGUACAUUAGACUUAAUCUUUAAAACGCUUUUCCUUGCUUCAAACAUUUAAAGUUCGAAAGCGAUAAUAAAAUUACAGUUGCUAUAGCACUUUAAACGAUGCAGAUCUAAGUAUUUGAUACGUAACAAAAAACAGCUCAGUACUUUUGGAAAACUGGAAGAUAGUAUUUAUAUUUUGAACAUUUAGUACAAGUAUAUUUUACCUUAGAAACUGGAGCGUUUACUGGUAUUUGAGUAGUGUUUGGAGUGGCACGUAAUGUAAUUAUAACCAUUAUAUUUCAUGCAACAAAAAAGACAAUAUUCGGAUAGGUUUAAAACUGGUUCAAGAUAUCGUAUGGAGCUUAUUUUCAAGGAUAUCUGCCCCCCCCCCCCAGUGGCACAGCAGUAUUUUCUGCGAUUUUUCAACGCUAGAAUCCGGGUUUCGAUACCCGUGGUGGGCAGAGCACACAUAGCCCAUCGUGUAGCUUUGUGCUUAAUUACAAAAACAAAAAACAAACAUCAAGGGUAUCUAAAUAUAUUAUGAAGAGUUGUAUGUACGCCAGCACGAUAUUACUUAGACGUGUUUAAAAUGGAAUGUAACGUCUAAGUCCACGACAUUGCUACGAAAUAUUUUUGAAAAUUAUAAGUAUAAUAUACUUUUUGUAGCAUUUUUUUUGUAUACAGGUUUAUUUAACUCUUUUUAUUAUGUUAGAAUAAUAUAGUGAAAUAAUAAAUGAAUUACCGUUGUUUUUGAUUCCUGUUACUACGUGUUGCUGUGAAAUAUACCAGAUCAGAAACGUUUUCUAAUGUGGCAUUUAAAUACUAUAUAUUCCUCCACGUUAACUCGUGCUCAUUAUUUCACUUAUGUAAAUAUCUUUAUAAUUGGUGGUUUUAUAAAUACGUCAUAAAUAGGACAGCAACUGGGUGAUUUAAGUAACUAUAUUUAAAAUUUUAGUACAUUUCUAUGUGUUUAUAGUGGUUAACCGAAAUGGACCCACAAAUGUUUGUAAAGUGUACGAUAGUUAUUUUCAAAUACAUUGCUCCUCAAACUGUAAGACAAUAUAAGACAAAAAUAGUUUUAAAGCGUAAGAAAUACAAGAGAUAAAUGUAGUGAGUCUCUUCGGAAUAUUCUCUCCUAGUUUAUAUUUUCAGCUUCACUAUGGUGAAAUUCAACAUAACGUUUCUCCAUUAACUAAUCUAAACUUCCAGACAGCUGCGUCAGAUACGUCGUCAAAAAAAAAAAUAUUUGCAAACUCCUAACUAUUUUAAAGAACGGAAACUAAGGUUUGACGUCUUCAGAAACCAGUAAACGUAGAAUAUGUAAUACUAAUCUGAACAGUAGUGUUUUUUCAAACAUACUCACUCUCAAGGGUUAUUACAUGCGAUUUCAGAACUCAAAGAGACUAAACCCACCUACUGGAAAUUCUCCGUAGUUUUAAAGCUUUUACAGAAAUUUCUUUUUAUUACCGUGAUUUGGAAAUCAAAAUCGUAAUUGGAUGAUUCUGUAUUUAGACUACAGAGACGCAAUUAAGUUAUUUCUGUGAUUUUAUCGUGGAACUUGUUGUUGUUGUAUUGUAGGUCUGUUUCCCUGGCAACACCACAUGUAGAGUUCAGAGCUUUUACGAUGAUUUAAGAGGUUCACUCAACUAUUUUAUAUCCAUAACAGUUAGCGUAUUUGAAUACAGCAGUAUUAGCUAACUAUACUUCACCAAAUUCAGCAGUAUGAAUAUGUGAGUUCUACCAUAUUCACGUCAGUAGUACAUAAAUGGGCUAACCUCAGUUUCCUUUCUUUGUCUCAGCUUUUAUCACCCUUCUUGAACAUCAGAAUAUCGCAGAUAACAAUGACUUAACUGAACACAACUUUCAGAUUCUACAUCCUAUUUCACAUUUCCCUUCGAAAUAUUUUAUCCACCUCCUUACAUUUCUGCAUUGCAGCUUGUAGCUUAGAUAAAGCUUUAGUUUUCAGCAGAUCAGGAUCGAUAAAAGUGUCUGUGUCGGUAAAUUUUACCACGUGACUGUAAUUCAUCCGUGACCACUGUAAACAAGACGUCCAAUAGACGUUGUUCACCGUCCUCACACACAGACAAACAUCUGUUCGAAUUUCAUUUCAAACAAGGCAGGCAUUACACAGAUAAAUAAUACUCAUUAUCUUACUGAAUAUAACACCCAUCACUUAACAUGAUUAUAAUUAUAUGUAUUAUAAGUCAUAAAAUAUAAGCCAUUAAUUUCCUAACCGCAGCUUUACUCCUCCAAAUUCGCCAUGUUUGUGGGAGGAGAGAACCGACCCUGUUUUAUAAUAUUAGUUAAUACCCUUAAUUCUACGAUCCUCUUAAAAGUUUAAAACUCUAUUUUCAAAAUCAUAUCCAAUCUGUAACAGAUGAAACCAACGACCAAUAUGAAAAUUAAAUUCACGGUUCAAUGCUGAAGCUACUUUGAUUCGUUUUUAGUUUUGAAAAUAUUUACUAAAAUAAUUAUGUAACAUUUAAACAUCGUAAUUGCUUUACUGCCAAGCAAACAUCCCUCGUGCUUGGGGUUUCAUGUUACACUACUAUUUAGUCAUGAAUACCAACAAUGGGCAAUAAAACGAUCUUGAAGGUAUUUAUAUAACGCAAUUGUUUUAAAAAUAUGAGAAGCUGACUCUGUAGGCCUAAAAUAUGAUAUCCAUGUAGACAUUGAAUAAAUUCACGGACUAUAAUAUUCAAUCGCAAAAAAAAAAGAACUUGUAAACUGUAAUCGUAGAAUUACCAUUGAGUCCGUAUGAUCCCCCAUCGGAUUUUACUAAACUAUUUAUACACCAACUUGUAUGUGGAUUUAUGGAUUUCAUGGUGCUAUGAGAAUGUAUGGGGGAGAGGGGAUGCAGUUAAUAUCGCACUUAAUUCCACUUGGGUUUCCUAUGUAUCUUACAUAAAAUGGUAGUGGUUUCAACUAAUUAUUUUGGUUAAUUAUUACACUGUGCGUUGUGACAGGGGAAAAAGAAAUGUUGCCCAAUACUCAAUAUCGUGAAAUAUGUGAGCCCAUUACCGGUAGUAAGCGGGAGUAAACGGCAUACAAUACAGCGUGGUAAUAUAACGUUAAGGGUUUGACUUAUUUAUACCACACAAUUACAAAAUUUAAUUAUAACUUGACGUUAAUCUGUAACCCCUAAUAUGUGUUGCUAAUGGUUUUUCGUGCCCUAGCUAAAUGUCAUUUCAAAAUAAUCAAUAUUUUCUGGCAGAAAUUUUAAGAAGAAAUGACUGAUCCAUGUUAAGAACCUGUAUUUCUAAUACGGCAGUAUUUUUACCUGACGUAUAACCAGUGCUCAUAAUGUACCUGACCAACGAUAUUCAUAAUUAAAUAAAGAAAUAAUUUUUUUUCUGGAAUUAAUCUUUUUUUUUACCACAGAGCGAACGUACUGUGCUAACAUGGUAGCAUGUACUUUUUUUGCCAACAUGGUAGCAUAUACUUUUUUAUUACCAUUUAUCCUCGUUCGGUCUAAGUAGGAUGUUGCGUAUAUGACUUCCGUUCUGUGUUUGAAGUCCUGAAUCAAACACAGAAUAAGCGUUAUAACUUGUAACGUAGGUUUUCUUAUAAUUUACCUUUAUUAUUGUGUGCAUAACGUCCCAUCUGGACUUUAUAUUGAUUGUGGAUGUUAAAUGGUUUGAUCAUUUGCUUAUUGAAAAUAGUUUUAAUUAGGGAUGCAUGGGUAGCUGGCCGGGUAUUGGACUUCCCGGUAAUACUCGGCUCUGGCCGAGUGUCGAAGUUAAAAACAGCCGAAUCUAAGCUCUAAUCUUUGUGGCAAGUUACGCGGUACUAAAAGUUACAGUCAAUAAUUGGUUUAGUUAAAAAAACAAAACAAAAAAAAACGUGUUCUGAG
Molecule: messenger RNA, 7680 nt
Organism: Limulus polyphemus (Atlantic horseshoe crab)
Lineage: Eukaryota; Metazoa; Arthropoda; Merostomata; Xiphosura; Limulidae
Product: cartilage oligomeric matrix protein-like
Exons: 25
Coding region: 176-3292 (1038 amino acids)
Biological process (GO): cell adhesion
Cellular component (GO): extracellular region
Molecular function (GO): calcium ion binding
Source: RefSeq, a predicted model, not a curated record